UGCACCAGAUGGUCGAUGGUUUUCGAUAUUUCGGUUGUGUGGUUACUUUAAUUUAUUGACAAAAAUGUAACACUUCUAUUUUAAAUUGACCAUGUUUUCGCAACCGGAAUGAUAUCUGUUUUAUCCAAGUUAAGUUAUUUGUGUAAAUAUUGAAGGUGUUUUUAUUCAAGUAGGAACCUCGUUCGCACGAGAAAGCGAAAAUGUCUUCGAAGAGUGAAUUAAAAAAGUUGUCAGAAGAAAGCUUAACAAGACAACCAGAAGAGGUGUUCGACAUAAUAUGCAAGUUAGGAGAGGGGUCCUAUGGAUCGGUUUAUAAAGCAUUGCACAAAGAAAGUGGACAGGUACUUGCCAUUAAACAAGUGCCUGUCGAUACAGACUUGCAAGAAAUUAUAAAAGAAAUUUCUAUUAUGCAACAGUGUGAUUCUCCAUAUGUUGUUAAAUAUUAUGGAAGCUACUUUAAAAACACUGAUUUAUGGAUCGUCAUGGAAUAUUGCGGAGCAGGAUCUGUUAGCGACAUCAUGAGGUUAAGGAAGAAGACCCUACAAGAAGAUGAGAUAGCAACAAUUCUCAGUGAUACCUUGAAGGGCUUGGAGUAUCUUCACCUGAGAAGAAAAAUACAUAGAGACAUUAAAGCAGGAAAUAUCUUGCUUAAUAACGAAGGGCAUGCAAAAUUAGCAGAUUUCGGUGUAGCAGGACAGCUAACUGAUACAAUGGCAAAACGUAACACAGUAAUAGGAACUCCGUUUUGGAUGGCUCCGGAAGUGAUUCAAGAAAUUGGAUACGAUUGCGUCGCGGAUAUAUGGUCACUUGGUAUAACUGCAUUAGAAAUGGCAGAGGGAAAGCCACCUUACGGUGACAUACAUCCAAUGAGAGCGAUAUUUAUGAUACCAACUAAACCUCCACCUAGCUUUAGAGAACCUGACCAGUGGAGUCCUGAAUUUAUCGAUUUUGUCAGCGGGUGCCUUGUUAAAAAUCCAGAAGAAAGAUCUACAGCUACCGAGCUUUUGCAUCAUGAAUUUAUAGGUAAUGCCAAACAACCCAGUAUUCUAAGUCAAAUGAUUGCUGAAGCUCACGAAAUACGAGAGAAACAGAGCGUGCAUCGUGCUCACGUAAUCAAUAACGUUGCAAUAAAGAACCAAAACCAGACAGAAGAUUCGGAUGAAGAAGAUUGUAGCGGAACAAUGAAACCUUUACCAGAGGAUACAGGAACUUUAGUACCAAGUCAUGAUCUUCCAGACACAGGAACACUUGUUUCUGCAAUGUUGGACUUGGGAACAAUGGUUAUCAAUAGUGACACGGAUACUGAAGCAACUAUGAAGCGUCACAAUACAGGGUCAGUUGAAUCCGGUAAGAAGUACCGGCCAUUAUUUUUAGACCAUUUUGAUAAGAAGGAGGCACCUGAAAUAGGGAAGGGUAAUGGGCAAAUCCUCGGAGCGCAUAAUCCAGACAAUGAAAGUAAAUUAGAACUACGAAGCCCUUCAGAAUCUCAAAGGUUUCAAAGCCAUCUACAGUUACAACUUAAUCAGAUCUCUCAUCCUGUGCAAGAACAACCUCAUAAUAACAUAUCGAAAUUUCAAAAUGUCUUCACGGAACGCGAUUUCGACUUCAUAAACAACCAUCUCCUGCAGCUGAAGUUUCUCUCAUACGAGGAACUACAGCAACGAAUGGCUAAUUUGGACGCAGAAAUGGAGCGGGAAAUCGACGAGCUAAGAAGAAGGUACCAAACCAAGAGACAACCGAUUCUUGACGCUAUGGACACCAAACGGAAACGUCAACAAAACUUCUAACAGUUCGAUUACUUUUUCUAUGCGGAUAGGUGUGAUGACGAUAGAUAAAGGGUGUACAGUUGUAUAAAUGAAUAGAUUUUAUUCAUCUCGUCCUGACUUUCAUCAAAGAGAAGAACAUUGCUCAAUGAAAUUGUUUACCUAACGGAAAGAGUAAUAGCGAUUUAAAGUAUUUUCUUCUCUUACGAAGUCAAUGUCUUCCUCUUUGUGAAUCAGACACGAGUAACUAAUACUAGCCAAUAGCCUCACGUCAUCAAUGUAAAUUAUUUUACAUUAUUUAGGUGAACGAUCAUUAUACUUAAUUUUUUACAAUUACGUUUACUUACAUUCCCGGACAAAAAGAUAGCACGAGUAUGCUAUCUUUUUGAUCGGGGAUGUAUACACUGUGAAAUAUGGUAUUACAGAAAUAUUAUUUAAUAGUCUCAUCAGCAUUCUUCACAAAUCGAAGCCGAAACAUAGAAAUCGAAUGUAAUGAGAAUGGAAGAAUAAUUCGAAUUCCAUGCUUGCAUUUUCUUUUCUUUUCUCUUCUCGUUUCGUUGAGAAAAAUCGUAGAGGUGCCGACAUAAAAUUGAUAUUUGGUUUUUAUCUUAAGCUAGUCACCUAUUAUGCCAUUUAUUCUAUCCAUAAUAUUUUACAUCAACAAAUAUUAUCACCCAUACGAAAUACAAGGACGGAGUUAUCAUCCCGAAAAUAUAUUUAUAGACUUUUGCGCUAACAUAUCGUUUACGUGCGAAAUAAUUUCCAAUAAGUAAGCAAGCUUUAGAAGGUAUUAAAGUUUUUACUCCUUUUUUACUGCCAUAGAUAUUAUUGCGCGUUUACCUACAGAUAUUAACAUUAGGUUACGAGAUAUACGUUCUUAUGUCGGUUGACUUAGUUUGAAGAUUUUGUAAGAGAUCGCGAAUUGUUUGGUAGUGUUUUAUACCAUGCAAGAUUACAAAUAAAAGUGAGAGCAUCUUGAAGUUAAAUAUAUAUGACGAAUGAACUUACUAAAAUUAGUCUUCCGUAUUAGAAUGUAUUUCAAUAUUUCGCUAAUUCGUUAAGCCAGUAUUUAAAUUGUUGAGAAUAAUCAUCAUGAAGCAAUGGCAAGAUUUAUAAUAUUUUUAGAUUCAUAUAAAUGUGUAUUUUAUUGAAACCUAUUCAUUUUUUAAUUAUUUUUAUAUUUGAAAUUUGCAAAUGCGUUAUCAUUCUACUUAAAAAUGUCAAUGAAUAUUAGUAUGCACAAUAUUGUACCAGAAAUACAAUGACGUACGUGUGCUCAUGCAUCUGACAAUGCUUCAACAUAAGUGGAGUAAUUCUUUGCUGACGUUGGGCUAUUUUAAAAGUAGCGGAAAUAGAUUUAUAAUACUUAAAAGCUAUAGCCAGAACUGACCUUUCUGUUUAUUUAGAAAGUAACAAUACAGAAUUACAACAUAUUUUUGAUAUAGAAAAUAUGCACAUUACAAUCGAAGAAGAUUCGAAUAUUAAUGAUUAAAUCCAGUCUUUAUAUGGCCCUACCAUGGUACACAAUAUUAUCAUAAUAAUAGCGUUGGGUUCCACUGUUAAUAUGAAGAGCAGAUAAAAUAAGUUACAAUCUAAAAAGUAAUAUUUCUACUGUUUGAUGAAAAGUAGAACGCACCAUUCACUGCGAUAUGCGACUUCAUCAACAUAUAUGCGUUAAUAAUGUAACAGAAACGAAUAAAUUUUAUUCCUGCAAACAUAAGCAUUCGAUGAAACAUAAAUACAUUUAACCACCCAGUCGCUAACACGAUGUGGUCUCGCACCAUUAUAAAACAUCGUCGUGGGGAUCCAAUCUUUCUUAUUUGGUUUCAGUAAUAAAAUAUUGUACACUACGA
This is a messenger RNA of Megalopta genalis, 3616 nucleotides long. It is a transcript of the gene hpo, whose product is annotated as serine/threonine-protein kinase hippo. Gene Ontology annotation, biological process: protein phosphorylation; protein tetramerization; signal transduction. Gene Ontology annotation, cellular component: cytoplasm. The record is from RefSeq and is a predicted model, not a curated record. Gene Ontology annotation, molecular function: protein serine/threonine kinase activity; ATP binding. Lineage: Eukaryota; Metazoa; Arthropoda; Insecta; Hymenoptera; Halictidae.